GCCUCGUCCACAGCUGCUUCCUGCUUCCCCGCACAGCCUCGCCGCCACGCUGUGGGUCGGGUCGUGCAAGCCCUGAGCGAGAGCCGCCUGCAACCGCUGCCGCCCGCUUACCCUUUCGGCCCGCCGUCCCCGCUCUGCAUCCAGGGCCUGCUAGCGUCCUCUCUCGGAAUCCGCGCCCUCUCACGCUGCCCCCUGCCAGCCCCAGCCAUGCUGUCCUUCCAGUACCCCGACGUGCACCGCGAUGAGACGGCGGUGCAAGAUUAUCAUGGGCAUAAAAUUUGCGACCCUUACGCCUGGCUUGAGGACCCGGAUAGUGAGCAAACGAAGGCUUUUGUGGAGGCCCAGAACAAGAUCACUGUGCCUUUUCUCGAGCAGUGCCCGGUUCGAGCGCUAUUCAGGGAGAGAAUGACUGAACUAUACGACUAUCCCAAGUAUAGCUGCCACUUCAAGAAAGGAAAACGGUAUUUUUAUUUUUACAACACAGGUUUGCAGAACCAGCGGGUAUUGUACGUUCAGGAUUCUUUAGAGGGAGAGGCCAGAGUCUUCCUUGAUCCCAACCUCUUGUCUGAUGAUGGCACAGUGGCCUUGCGGGGUUAUGCGUUUAGUGAAGAUGGUGAAUAUUUUGCUUAUGGCCUGAGUGCCAGUGGCUCAGACUGGGUGACGAUCAAGUUCAUGAAAGUGGACGGUGCCAAGGAGCUUCCAGAUGUGCUCGAGAGAGUGAAGUUCAGCUGUAUGGCCUGGACCCAUGAUGGGAAGGGCAUGUUCUACAACUCUUACCCUCAACAAGAUGGCAAAAGUGAUGGUACAGAGACAUCGACUAAUCUCCACCAAAAGCUCUACUACCAUGUCUUGGGAACAGAGCAAUCAGAAGAUAUUUUGUGUGCUGAGUUUCCGGAUGAGCCUAAAUGGAUGGGUGGCGUUGAGCUCUCCGAUGAUGGUCGCUAUGUCCUCUUAUCCAUACGGGAGGGAUGUGACCCAGUCAACCGACUGUGGUACUGUGACCUGCAGCAGGAGCCCAACGGCAUCACUGGAAUCUUGAAGUGGGUAAAACUGAUUGACAACUUUGAAGGAGAGUAUGACUACGUCACCAACGAGGGGACGGUGUUCACGUUCAAGACCAACCGCCAUUCUCCCAACUAUCGCUUGAUCAACAUUGACUUCAUGGAUCCCGAUGAAGCAAAAUGGAAGGUGCUUGUUCCUGAGCAUGAGAAAGAUGUCUUAGAAUGGGUGGCGUGCGUCAGGUCCAACUACUUGGUCUUAUGCUACCUCCACGAUGUGAAGAACAUCCUGCAGCUCCACGACCUGACCACUGGUGCUCUCCUCAAGCCCUUCCCGCUGGAGGUUGGCAGCGUCGUGGGCUACAGCGGCCAGAAGAAGGACACCGAGAUCUUCUACCAGUUCACCUCCUUCUUAGCUCCAGGUAUCAUCUAUCACUGUGAUCUCACCAAAGACGAGCUGGAGCCCAGAGUCUUCCGAGAGGUGCCCGUCAAAGGAAUCGAUGCCUCUGAGUACCAGACCAUCCAGAUUUUCUACCCCAGCAAGGAUGGCACAAAGAUUCCCAUGUUCAUCGUUCAUAAAAAGGGCAUAAAAUUAGAUGGCUCUCAUCCUGCUUUCUUAUAUGGCUAUGGUGGCUUCAACAUUUCUAUCACACCCAGCUACAGUGUGUCUAGGCUUAUUUUCGUGAGGCAUAUGGGUGGCAUCCUUGCAGUGGCCAACAUCAGAGGUGGUGGCGAAUAUGGAGAAACGUGGCAUAAAGGUGGUAUCUUGGGCAACAAACAGAACUGCUUUGAUGACUUUCAGUGCGCGGCUGAGUAUCUGAUCAAAGAAGGUUACACGUCUCCCAAGAGGCUGACUAUUAAUGGAGGCUCCAAUGGAGGUCUUUUAGUGGCAACUUGUGCCAACCAGCGUCCUGACCUCUUUGGUUGUGUCAUUGCCCAAGUUGGAGUGAUGGACAUGCUGAAGUUCCACAAAUACACCAUCGGGCAUGCCUGGACCACUGAUUAUGGGUGUUCAGAAAACAAGCAGCACUUUGAAUGGCUUGUCAAGUACUCACCCCUACAUAACGUGAAGUUACCGGAAGCAGAGGACGUCCAGUAUCCAUCCAUGCUGCUGCUCACCGCCGACCACGAUGACCGCGUGGUCCCACUCCACUCCCUCAAGUUUAUUGCCACCCUGCAGCACAUCUUGGGCCGCAGCCAGAAGCAGACCAACCCCCUGCUCGUUCACGUGGACACCAAAGCGGGCCACGGGGCAGGGAAGCCCACGGCGAAGGUGAUAGAAGAAGUCUCAGAUAUGUUUGCAUUCAUUGCACGGUGCCUGAACAUUGACUGGAUUCAGUAAUUGCAACUUCCUGCCGACAGCCACAGAGAAACUCAAGAGCUCUGACACCAUUCACAGGGGAGAGACCCCACAAGGACACAAGGACACCAUUCCUGUUCACAGACCACCGUGGAACAGAACUGCCAUGGGAAUUUUAUCUUUUCUAGGUUUCUCCAAAAUUUUAAGCAAGCCCUUGGUGUUUUUUUCUACCCUACCUGGGCACAUGUU
This is a messenger RNA of Ochotona princeps (American pika), 2547 nucleotides long. RefSeq names its product prolyl endopeptidase (gene PREP). Gene Ontology annotation, molecular function: oligopeptidase activity; serine-type endopeptidase activity. The record is from RefSeq and is a predicted model, not a curated record. Gene Ontology annotation, biological process: proteolysis. The coding region runs from base 208 to 2340 and encodes 710 amino acids. Gene Ontology annotation, cellular component: cytosol. NCBI's taxonomy places the organism in Eukaryota, Metazoa, Chordata, Mammalia, Lagomorpha, Ochotonidae. The transcript is spliced from 15 exons.